UUGCCAGCAGCCAUAGAUAUGUGCAGAGCUAUGGUAAGCGAAGAAUGUGCCAACAAAUUAAAAACUAUUCCGUUGUCAGACAACACAAUCGGAAGACGAAUUGGGGAAAUGGCAAAUGAUGUCAAAGACCAGCUGAUGGCAAAACUUCAGACAGUUCUGUUUUCCCUUCAAAUCGACGAGACGACAGAUGUUACUAAUGAUGCGCAACUGUUAACAUUUGUGCGAUACGAGGACAGUGGCACUAUGUGCGAGGAAUUUCUUUUUUGCAAACCACUGCCCGGGCGAACUACCGGUGUAGAAAUAUUUAAAGCACUGGACGAUUUUUUCACGGAGCACAAUAUCUCGUGGCAGAGGUGCGUUGCAUUAUGCAGCGAUGGGGCCCGAGCCAUGAGUGGCAGCAAGACUGGACUGUUUGCGCAUGUAAGGAGGGUGGCUCCGGGGGUAAUUUGGACACACUGCCUGAUUCAUAGAGAGGCUCUCGCCUCCAAAGAUCUCAGUGUUGAGCUCAGUGGUGUGUUUGAUGUCGUUGUCAAGACGGUCAACUUCAUAAAACGAAACGCAUUGAAUACACGCCUGUUUUCAUCCCUAUGCCAUGACUUGGGAAGUGAACACAGCUCUCUCCUUUAUCAUUCAGAGGUGCGUUGGCUGUCUCGCGGCGCUGUGCUCGCCCGUGUGUUUGAACUACGCGGAGCUAUCUACGAGUUCUUGUGCGAGAAGCAUUCUGAUCUGGCUUCCAAUUUCAACGAUAGUUACUGGUUAACUAAGCUGGCGUACCUCACAGAUGUUUUUGCAGAGCUGAACAAGUUGAACAGCUCCAUGCAAGGGAGAGAUGCAAACGUCAUGCAGCUCUACGAGAAGCUCGACGCAUUUGUGAAAAAAAUGUCAAAGUGGAUCGAACGAGUGGAGAGCAAUAACUUGGCGAUGUUUCCUUCAGUUGAGGAAUACCCUGACAGCACUGACAUCAACGACACUAUAUGUGAGCAUUUGAGGAAGCUUGUGCGUCAAUUCGCAAAGUACUUCACUGAUUCGGAAGAGUGGCGCCGUGACAGCAAGUGGAUCCUGCUCCCAUUCAGUGACGAUGCAUCAGUAGGGUCAAGUCUGACGGCUGUGGAAGAGGAUAAGCUGAUUGAGAUGUCCACAGACUCUGUCAGGAGGCAUAUGUACGACACACAGCCCCUUGUUAAAUUCUGGAUAAGUUGCCAGACAGAAUUUCCACAGCUUGCUGCAAAAGCAAUGAGGUGUCUUUUGCCCUUUCCAACCACAUACCUGUGUGAGAGUGGUUUUUCUACACUGGCGUACUUAAAGAAUAAGUACAGGGCUAGGCUUGAUCCAGAGAAUGACAUGAGACUGUCUCUGUCUACCAUUUCGCCACGAAUAGACAGGCUGUGUGGACUUCACCACGCCCAGAUAUCACACUGACAGCAGGUGAUUGGUGACAGGUCUGUCCUGGCUGGGUUAUAAAAGCCCUGACCAGCCAGCAGUUGAGGCUGCCUUGGUCUUCAUUUGUUGGAUUUUGGUUCUCCGGUGUUGUUGGAUUUUUGUUCUCCGUUGUUGUUUUGUCACACACCUAGACUGACUUUGCAUGACAUUUUUAGUUACUUUUCCCAAUACUGAAUUGCACAACACUUUAUUAUUCUUUAUUCUUUCUUUAAAAUAAUCUUUAAUUUAAUUUAAUUUAAUAAAUCUACUUUUAUUAUUAUAAAAUCUGCGUGGCCUCUCUUUCAUGUUUCAUGCAUUGAGCUAUGCAUGUAACACCAAAUACACACGCGCACGCGCAGGCACAUCAGUGGGCCGCGGAUUGCUUUCUAGUCCGAAUGGUGGUCCCUGGGACAAAACCAGUUGAAAACCCCUGCCUUACAA
Eleginops maclovinus (Patagonian blennie) is the source of this 1860-nucleotide messenger RNA. Its product is annotated as zinc finger MYM-type protein 6-like. NCBI's taxonomy places the organism in Eukaryota, Metazoa, Chordata, Actinopteri, Perciformes, Eleginopidae. The record is from RefSeq and is a predicted model, not a curated record. The transcript has 2 exons. The coding region runs from base 19 to 1419 and encodes 466 amino acids.